Diachasma alloeum is the source of this 5428-nucleotide messenger RNA. RefSeq names its product atrial natriuretic peptide receptor 1. Lineage: Eukaryota; Metazoa; Arthropoda; Insecta; Hymenoptera; Braconidae. Gene Ontology annotation, molecular function: peptide receptor activity; ATP binding; guanylate cyclase activity. Gene Ontology annotation, biological process: intracellular signal transduction; protein phosphorylation; cGMP biosynthetic process. Gene Ontology annotation, cellular component: membrane. The coding region runs from base 45 to 4013 and encodes 1322 amino acids. The record is from RefSeq and is a predicted model, not a curated record. The transcript is spliced from 24 exons.
UGAAGUUUAUUAGAAAGAAGACGAGAAAUAACGAAGUGGAUCGAAUGGCCCGACGAUGGAUCGAGAAAUUGCUAGUGAAAUGGGUUAUUCUUGUGGUGUUUUCACCAGCUGUGAAGACGAGCUGUCGAGACACCGAGUUACCCCGGGACUGCGAGGCUCUCUGCAUCGGGAAUCAGACGACAACGCAGUGCGAACUGCGGGCAGCUGUGCUCCUCCCCAGGGACAACAGAUUCGAAAUUUCGUUGGCCAAAGUCAUGCCUGUCUUGGACUUGGCGGUGAGUGACGCCAGGAGACAGAGGCUGCUGCCAGACUGGCUCCAGCUGACGUUCAUCCCCAGUGAUGACCGGUGCGAUGCCACUUAUGCACAAAUCGCUGCCAUUGACAGCUAUGCCAACUGUGUUCACCUGUUUUUGGGACCUGCCUGCGAUUAUUGCGUAGCAAAUGUUGGCAGAGUGGUGAAAUUUUUAAAUGCCCCGUUGCUGACAACCGGUGGCUUCACCUUUGACUUCACAAAUAAAAAAACCGAAUGCUCGGACGAGUACUACAUGACAACAAGAAUCGGUAGCGUGGGCUUCAGAGACAUCAGUCUAGCUUUUCUGGCUGUUAUGGAUCGAUACAACUGGAAAAAACUCCACUUGAUUUACGAUCCGAUGGGCCAGACUAGUGUCGCUGGAGAGCACACGUGUCAACUCAUGAUGAAGUCGAUGGUGGCACUCAUCAAGAAGAGAGAGGACAUCACUUUCGGGAAUUUUGAUAUAGAGACUUACGAUAGGCAGGAGUAUGGAGAGGUCUUGGAGAAGAGUGUUGGGAACUCCUACAGUGACGCCUUUCUCGGUCCUGUCUGCGACUACGUGAUAGCCCCGGUAGCAAGAUACGCGGGUGUAUGGGCCAUACCAGUAUUGACAACAGGAGCGCAAGCGGAUCCAUUUCGUCACAAAGUCGAGCAUUACCAGACACUGACGAGAAUGAUGGGCUCGCAUCGUCAAGUUGGUGAAGUACUCCGGCAAAUACUCCAGGGCUUUGGCUGGACCACAGCAGCCCUGAUUUAUCACAAUCACGCUAUGGAGAGCAGCAAGGGAAAUUCCGGAUGUCAUUUUGCUCUCGGUGGUGUGUUCACGGCACUCAAUAAGAGCUCGGUACACAAGAGUUUCAAUGAGGAGACCAACAGUGCCAAAGACUACAGGGAUCUUCUUACUUAUGUUUCCAAGUCUGCUAGGAUCGUUGUUAUGUGCGCCAACUCCACGACGAUACGGGAGAUUCUGCUGGCAGCUGAGGAGCUGGGCAUGGUGGACUCUGGAGAGUACGUCUUCUUCUCGAUUGAAUUGUCAUCUAGUGAUAAUAACUCGAAGGAAAGAUGGAGAAUGGAGGGAGACACUGACGAACGCAAUGAGAAAGCGCGAAAGGCGUAUCAGUCGUUAUUAACGGUAACAGCUCGCACGCCGGAUAAUGAAGAGUAUCUGAAUUUUUCAAGGGAAGUUAAAGCACUGGCACAGAGCAAAUACAACUUCACGUUUGGCAGUAGUUUGCUAUCAACGUUUGUCGCGGCUUUUUACGACGCUGUGUUCCUUUAUGCUCUGGCACUCAAGGAGAGUUUGCCCGAAAAUCCCGGUGAGGUGAACCUCGAUGGAGGAAACUUGACGAGAAGAAUGUGGGGGAAGAGCUUCAGGGGCAUAACCGGAGACGUAACGAUCGAUGAGAAUGGGGAUAGACUAGCUGACUACUCACUUUUAGACAUGAAUCCCGAAACCUCAAAAUUCGAGAUCGUUGCAAAUUAUUACGGGGCUAAUAAAACUCUGGAGUAUGUGCCUGGUAAACGGAUACACUGGUCUGGGGGUAGAUUGGAGCCACCCCCUGACACACCUAAAUGCGGAUACGACGGAUCGUUGUGCCCGGACAAUACAUUGCCGGGAUACGCUAUUCUGUCCAUUGUUCUCAGCUCGAUUGUCGUUGGACUUGUUGUCGUAUCAGUCAUCAUUUACAGGCAUUACAAGUUGGAGGCAGAAAUCGCUUCUAUGACGUGGAAAGUGCAUUGGGAGGACGUGAUAGUCAUGGCACCGAGAAAGACAAGGGGAUCCAUGUACUCUCUCACUGGGAACAAGCAGCGUGGAAGUCAGCUGACUAUUUACUCGGAUGACAAUAUCAGCCUUGCUGGAGGUGUCGACAGAAAUGUCUACAUCCCAACUGCUAUUUACAAGAAUUCUAAGGUCGCCAUAAAGCCAAUCCCCAGAAACAAAGUGGAAAUAUCGAGGCCAUUGUUGCUGGAGUUGAAAAGGAUGAAGGACCUUCAGCACGAUCAUUUGGUGAGGUUUUACGGUGCUUGCGUUGAACCACCGCACUGUUGUCUUUUAACUGAGUACUGCCCGAAGGGUUCACUCCAGGACAUUCUGGAGAACGAUCAGAUCAAGUUGGACCGAGUCUUCCGAGGUUCUUUGAUCCACGACAUAGUUAGAGGAAUGGCGUACCUUCACGCCUCUGAAUUAAAGAGCCACGGGUCUUUAAAAUCCUCAAACUGUGUCGUCGAUUCAAGAUUCGUUCUCAAAAUCACCGACUUCGGUCUUCACGCACUGCGAAAGCCGUGGCCCAACGAUCCUGACGACGACAAGGAUAGCUACGCCCACUGGAGAAAACAACUGUGGACAGCGCCCGAGUUGUUGAGGAUGGAGAGGCCACCGCCUGAGGGUACUCAGAAAGGAGACGUCUACAGUUUUGCCAUAAUCGUCCACGAGAUUGUGGUGCGCCAAGGGCCGUUCUACUUGGGUGAGGACAGAAACUACUCUCCAAGGGAAAUAGUUGAGGGUGUGAGAAGGGGCGGAGGCUCCCCCCUGAGGCCGUUGAUCGAUGAGGCCGCCGUCGAGGAGGAAGUGGCGACACUCAUGAGACGCUGUUGGGCGCAGGACUCGGCGGAUCGACCAGACUUUCCAGCGCUGAAGCAAACCAUACGGAAAAUCAACAAAGACUACGAGAGCAGCAAUAUCCUGGACAAUCUUCUCUCACGUAUGGAACAGUAUGCCAACAACUUGGAAACACUGGUGGCUGAGCGUACGGCCGAUUAUCUAGAGGAGAAGCGCAAAUGCGAGGAGUUGCUGUAUCAACUGUUGCCAAAAUCCGUAGCAUCGCAAUUAAUCCUGGGCCAAAGUGUGAUUGCCGAGACAUACGAUCACGUGACAAUUUACUUCAGUGAUAUCGUUGGUUUCACCAGUCUAUCGGCUGAGAGCACACCCCUGCAGGUGGUCGACCUUCUCAACGACCUCUACACGUGCUUCGACUCGAUCAUCGAAAAUUUCGAUGUUUACAAGGUGGAGACGAUAGGCGAUGCGUACAUGGUCGUCUCAGGACUGCCUGUUAGAAAUGGAAUGAAUCAUGCGAGGGAAAUUGCGAGAAUGAGUCUGGCACUGCGUGAUACAGUUAUGACAUUCAGUAUACGGCACCGACCCAAUGAGCAGCUCAAACUUCGCAUUGGAAUGCACACUGGACCUUGUGUGGCUGGGGUCGUGGGCCUCAAAAUGCCGAGGUAUUGCCUCUUCGGGGACACUGUGAACACAGCGUCUAGAAUGGAGAGCAAUGGAGAACCAUUGAAGAUUCAUGUCAGCCCCGCCACCAAGGAAGUUCUCGAUACUUUUGGCACGUUUGAGCUUCACUGUCGAGGGGAAGUCACGUUGAAGGGAAAGGGCAAGAUGACGACCUACUGGUUAGUAGGUGAGAAGCCCAUAAAUAAUAACGUCCAACAGAGCACAGUAAGCACAAUGACAGAUCCAUCAGCUGUCGUAAGCCAGCAGUCCCAAGGUCAGCUGCAAAAUCCCCAGAAUACAUCAAACCAAAAUUGCACCCGUAACAUGCUGAAUAUAACUGGAAAUGGUGCACCAGGUAAUCACACCCUGACAUUAUCGCCAUCCCAUCAGCGUAACACAAAUAAUUCAACUGUGCAUCAGAGCCUGCCAAGUGAAAAUGUGCCGAAUCAUGCGGAAAGUGGACCUAAUGCACCACUACUCCUGCCAGCAGGAUCGAUUCCAUGAGCUUGACUCACUGUACAAUGCUUCAAUCACUUUAACGUUAUACCUGAAAUGUCGCGUUGAGUUGAUGUUCAACGACUCACAAUGACUGUUAAAGUUUGGUUGAGGGGAAUGGCAUUUUGUUGAUUCCACUGUUCUUAACUUGUGAGAAUUAAACCAAAGGAGAUUAUCCUAUUUAUAGUAGAAUUUUAGUUGUUCUUUGAACGUGCAGUGGACGAUAGAUUGACAAAAAUUAAUGCACAAGUUUAAGAAUGCUAGAGUAACUGAUUACAAAGGUGCUGGACCAUUGAAAAUAAUCGUUAACCCAAUUAAACGAAUCCAUUAAACUCAAGUGGAUUGAUUCCAAGCCUCGAUAAUUCUCAGUAGUAAAAAAUUCUCAUUUACUUUAAAGAUUAAUGGGAGAAUCCAAAGUAAUAAUUUAAGUGACGUAAAUCGCGUGAUCUCUUUACAAGGUAAACCAGGAACCAAGAUUUCAUUGAAGAGCAUUGCAAUUGAAAUAAUAAGCGAGAGGUGCGGGAUGGAGAGGGGAAUAUAAAUGUCACAAAGGUGCUAAUGUUAAUGAUAAAGAAUAUAUUGAGGAUGGAAUUUUCGCCGGGAGCGGCUUGUGUUUGAGAUUUAUUUGAUCGUACGGAGAACAUGCGAGAGGGAGUAUUACUGUGCGCUCGGGCACACAUCGAAAAGCCGAUCGAAUUAAUAGGGAGUAGAGACAUCACCCAAACAUCGAUUUUACGAUUGAGGAGUAAUGAUGAAAUUACAAAAUACUUUGUUAGGUUUUAAGGUAGUGUUUAAGGAGUUUCACAGGCUCUAAAGGGAAUUUUUGGGUUUACGUUGACUGGCAGAUUCUACUGGACGAACUCUGGAUGAUUUUUUUUAUUUCUGGGGUGGGAGGGAGACUAUUCCAAAAAAUACUCUCAAGAACUAGCUUUUUGACGGUUAAAUUCGACCUUUACUUCUGUUUCAUCUAGACAAAAAUCGUUAUUAGUUGAGUGUAAUACGAGAAAAUCAACAGAGAUAUGAAUAUAUAUGUAUAUAACAUAAACGUUUACGUAAACGGAGGUAGAGAAUUUAAAGGAUAUUACAUUUAACGAUAAAUAAUAUUGAUCGACGUAUAUUAUAUAGAACUGUUAGAUAUCGAGGCUGGGCCUCCAAUGACUGUGCGAAUGGGUGUUUGUGAUAAUUUACGUGUGAUUAAUUUUAUUCUUCAACUACGAAAGAUGACAACUGAGAGUAUUGUGAAUGUUGUGAACGAGAGAAAUCGAAUGAUUCAGUAAGUGACAAAAUAAAGAGAAACAAAAAACACAAAACUCUGAAUUCACUUUGAAAGAGUGAAGCUCUAUUUAUCUCAAGACAGAGACUUAAAUUGGAGAAACUUCUUUUAAUGUACCAAUCAAUAUAUCAGAAUAAAGUUUGAUUGUUUU